Molecule: messenger RNA, 4517 nt
Organism: Ictidomys tridecemlineatus (thirteen-lined ground squirrel)
Lineage: Eukaryota; Metazoa; Chordata; Mammalia; Rodentia; Sciuridae
Gene: Fbxw7
Product: F-box and WD repeat domain containing 7
Biological process (GO): ubiquitin recycling; proteasome-mediated ubiquitin-dependent protein catabolic process
Cellular component (GO): cytoplasm; nucleus
Molecular function (GO): ubiquitin binding
Source: RefSeq, a predicted model, not a curated record
GGUCUUCUCCCUUGGCCAGUCGCCGGCCCCCCGGCUCCUCGGCAGGACUCCGGGAGUUCUAAGAGCCCCCUCCCCCGCCCCAGCCCCGAGGGCGGCGGGGCCGGGGGGGACCCGGGGGGCCGGCCGCAGCCUCCGCCCAGAGGAAACUUUACAAAAACAAAAUUGUGACUGUCCCGGGACAAGUGGCCCUGGACGGGCUGAAGCCACAGCCUGAAGAGACCCAGGAAGAGGAAAAGAGGAGCUGUGCGGGGCCACCGCCUCCUGCUCUUCCCCGGUAGCGCGGAAGAGACCCGGGUGGCCUCCUGGUUGAGCGACACUAGCACCGCUUCUUCCUCAGUUGCGCGACGGAGCCUUCCGCAGCUGCUGCAGCUGCUGCCUCAGUCCGAAGGAGGAAGGGAACCAACCCACUUUCUCAGCGCCACGGCUCCUCUCUAAAGCAUCAAGGUAUCAACUUCUCAGAAGUCUCCCUGUGCCCUGUCCCAGUCAAUAAUUCCUUCACAAGAAAGGGAAUUUCUACCAUCAGCAAGAUUUUUAAAAGGCUAUCUAAGUAGUUGGAUUACUUCGUUAGGAUAGAUUGCCAGAAGUGGAGUUACUGGGUCAGAGGAAUGUGAAAACCUUUUCAUCUUCUGAUAGUCUAGCCAAGGUCCAAGAAGUAGCAAGCUGGCUUUUGGAAAUGAAUCAGGAACUGCUCUCUGUGGGCAGCAAAAGACGACGAACUGGAGGUUCUCUGAGAGGUAACCCUUCCUCAAGCCAGGCAGAUGAGGAACAGAUGAAUCGUGUAGUAGAGGAGGAGGAGCAGCAGCAGCAGCAGCAGCAGCAGCAACUGAGACAACAAGAGGAGGAGCACACUGCAAGGAAUGGUGAAGUUGUUGGAGUAGAACCUAGACCUGGAGACCAAAGUGACUCCCAGCAAGGACAAGUGGAAGAAAACAAUAAUAGAUUUAUUUCAGUAGAUGAGGACUCCUCAGGAAAUCAAGAGGAACAAGAGGAAGAUGAAGAACACGCUGGUGAACAAGAUGAGGAGGAUGAAGAGGAGGAGGAAAUGGACCAGGAGAGUGAUGAUUUUGAUCAGUCUGAUGACAGUAGCAGAGAAGAUGAACAUACUCAUAGUAACAGUGUCACAAACUCCAGUAGUAUUGUGGACCUACCCAUUCACCAACUCUCCUCCCCGUUCUAUACAAAGACAACAAAAAUGAAAAGAAAGUUGGACCAUGGUUCCGAGGUCCGCUCCUUUUCUUUGGGAAAGAAACCAUGCAAAGUCUCAGAAUAUACAAGUACCACUGGGCUUGUGCCAUGUUCAGCAACACCAACAACUUUUGGGGACCUGAGAGCAGCCAAUGGCCAAGGGCAACAACGACGUCGGAUUACAUCUGUCCAACCACCUACAGGCCUCCAGGAAUGGCUAAAAAUGUUUCAGAGCUGGAGUGGACCAGAGAAAUUGCUUGCUUUAGAUGAACUCAUUGAUAGUUGUGAACCAACGCAAGUGAAACAUAUGAUGCAAGUGAUAGAACCCCAGUUUCAAAGAGACUUUAUUUCUUUGCUCCCUAAAGAGCUGGCACUUUAUGUGCUUUCAUUCCUGGAACCCAAAGACCUGCUACAAGCAGCUCAGACGUGUCGCUACUGGAGAAUUUUGGCUGAAGACAACCUUCUCUGGAGAGAGAAAUGCAGAGAAGAGGGGAUUGAUGAACCAUUGCAUAUCAAGAGAAGAAAAGUAAUAAAACCAGGUUUCAUACACAGUCCGUGGAAAAGUGCAUACAUCAGACAGCACAGAAUUGAUACAAACUGGAGGCGAGGAGAACUCAAAUCUCCCAAGGUGCUGAAAGGACAUGAUGAUCAUGUGAUCACAUGCUUACAGUUUUGCGGUAACCGAAUAGUUAGUGGUUCUGAUGACAACACUUUAAAAGUUUGGUCAGCAGUCACAGGCAAAUGUCUGAGAACGUUAGUGGGACAUACAGGUGGAGUAUGGUCAUCACAGAUGAGAGACAAUAUCAUCAUUAGUGGAUCCACAGAUCGAACUCUCAAAGUGUGGAAUGCGGAGACGGGGGAAUGCAUACACACCCUGUAUGGGCAUACUUCCACUGUGCGCUGCAUGCAUCUCCAUGAGAAAAGAGUCGUUAGCGGUUCUCGAGAUGCCACCCUUAGGGUUUGGGAUAUUGAGACAGGCCAGUGUUUACAUGUCUUGAUGGGUCAUGUAGCAGCAGUCCGCUGUGUUCAGUAUGAUGGCAGGAGGGUUGUUAGUGGAGCGUAUGAUUUUAUGGUGAAGGUAUGGGAUCCAGAGACUGAGACCUGUCUACACACGUUGCAGGGGCAUACCAACAGAGUCUAUUCAUUACAGUUUGAUGGCAUCCAUGUGGUGAGUGGAUCUCUUGAUACAUCAAUCCGAGUUUGGGAUGUGGAGACAGGGAACUGCAUUCACACAUUAACAGGGCACCAGUCGUUAACAAGUGGAAUGGAACUCAAAGACAAUAUUCUUGUCUCUGGGAAUGCAGAUUCUACAGUUAAAAUCUGGGAUAUCAAAACAGGACAGUGUUUACAAACAUUGCAAGGUCCCAACAAGCAUCAGAGUGCUGUGACCUGUUUACAGUUCAACAAGAACUUUGUAAUUACCAGCUCAGAUGAUGGAACUGUAAAACUAUGGGACUUGAAAACGGGUGAAUUUAUUCGAAACCUAGUCACAUUGGAGAGUGGGGGUAGUGGGGGAGUUGUGUGGCGGAUCAGAGCCUCCAACACAAAGCUGGUGUGUGCAGUCGGGAGUCGGAAUGGAACUGAAGAAACCAAGCUGCUGGUGCUGGACUUUGAUGUGGACAUGAAGUGAAGAGCAGAGAAGACAAAUUUUGUGUAGACGAUAUACUCCCUUCCCUUCCCCUGCACAAAAAAAUAAAAAAUAAAAAAGAAAUAAAAAUAAAAAAGAAAUAAAAAUUUAAAAAAGAAAGAAAGAAAAAACAGAAAAAAAGAAAAAAGAAGAGAAAAUGAAAAAAAAAAUCCCUUGUACUCAGUGGUGCAGGAUGUUGGCUUGGGGCAACAUAUUGAAAAGACCUACAGACUAGGAUGGAAAAGAGGAAGAGAAGACAAACCGAAACUGACAAGAGAGGCGUCUGCUGUCUCAUCACAUAAAAGGCUUCACUUCUGAUUGAGGGCAGCUUUGCAAAAGAGACUUUCUAAAAACCAGGUGCAAUUAUUUCUUUAUUUUCUUCUCCAGUGGUUGUUGGGCAGUGUUAUGCUGAAACAUCGUUACCAAUUCUGCUCGCCUGUUCUUUUGCCACUGUCACCUAGAAAGGAGCUGCAAUAAUAUCAAAACAAGUACUGGUUGACUUUCUAAUCAGAGAGCAUCUACAACAACCACAACAAAAGAUUCUCCAGUGGAAAAGCUAGGAAAAAAAAAAUUACUGUGAAUUGUUUUUGUACAGGUAUCAUGAAAAGUUUUUUUUUUUUAAAUUUUAUUUUUAUUUUUUAUUUUUUUGCCAACCAUUGCCAAUGUCAAUCAAUCACAGUAUUAGCCUCUGUUAAUCUAUUUACUGUUGCUUCCAUAUUCACUCUUCAACGCAUAUUGUUGCUCAAAGGUGGCAAGUUGUCCUGGGUUCUGUGAGUCCUGAGAUGGAUUUAAUUCUUGAUGCUGGUGCUAGAAGUAGGUCUUCAAAUAUGGGAUUGUUGUCCCACCCCUGUACUGUACUCCCAGUGGCCAAACUUAUUUAUGCUGCUAAAUGAAAGAAAGAAAAAAAGCAAAUUAUUUUUUUUUAUUUUUUUUCUGCUGUGACGUUUUAGUCCCAGACUGAAUUCCAAAUUUGCUCUAGUUUGGUUACAGAAAAAAGACUUUUUGCCACUGAAACUUGAACCAUCUGUGCCUCUAAGAGGCUGAGAAUGGGAGAGUUUCAGAUAAUAAAGAGUGAAGUUUGCCUGCAAGUAAAGAAUUGAGAGUGUGUGCAAAGCUUAUUUUCUUUUAUCUGGGCAAAAUUAAAACACAUUCCUUGGAACAGAGCUGUUACCGCCUGUUCUGCGGAGAAACUUUUCUUUUUGAGGGCUGUGGUGAAUGGAUGAACGGACAUGAGAAAACUGACAGAAUAUUUUAAAAAUUGAAAUAAAGUUGCUGGUCAGUCUUAGUGUUUUACAGUAUUUGGGAAAACAACUGUUACAGUUUUAUUGCUCUGAGUAACUGACAGAAAAGGAACGAUUCAGUCUCUAGUGAUGGCGUCACGCGCAAACCAGCGCGCCGAGUGACAAGUCCAAUGGUUCGCCUCCUUCUCCAGGAGCCACGACUCAAGCUGAACUGUGAAAGUGGUUUAACACUGUAUCCUAGGCGGUCUUUUUUCCUCCUCCUGUUUAUUUUUUUUGUUGUUGUUGUUGUUUUAUUUAUAGUCUGAUUUAAAACAAUCAGAUUCAAGUUGGUUAAUUUUAGUUAUGUAACAACCUGACAUGAUGGAGGAAAACAACCUUUAAAGGGAUUGUGUCUUUGAUUUGAUUCACUUAGAAAUUUUAUUUUCUUAUAACUUAAGUGCAAUAAAAUGUGUUUUUUCAUGUUA